AAAGUGGUAAAAUUGCAGAGAGUGCAGACUCGUUCUCCCCUCCUCUCCCCCGAAAAGCUUUCGAUUUUCUCUGAUUUUUUGAAAGCUUUCUCUCUCUCUCGCUCUUUCUCUCUCAAGCGUCUUAUCGAACAGGUUUUGUACAAAACGAAUUUCAACAAAAUUUAUUUUUUGACGUUCCGGUGAUUCCCGCCGGAGAAAGUCUAAAUAACCGCCGGGGAAAUAUUAGUGUGCGUGGAUACCGAGAGCACGCCACGAAACGGUUGCCUUUUGUUUCCUUUUUAGAUUUUGUCCGUAGUUUUAUGUGUGUAGAGUAACGGGAUGGUUGGGCGCCGCAGUUUCCACCGUUUGACGGAUCGAAGACGGUCACAGCUCCAAAGGGGUGUUAUUUGACGCUGCAAAGGAUAUAAGAAAGGAAGGAUAGAGAGAUACGUAAAGAGAGAUAAGUAGCUACAUAGGGAUAUUCGUAUUUAAAAUAUUGAUAUUGCUAGAUGGGGAGAGUGGUGUUGGGGGUGGCGGUCGGCGUGGCAGUGGCAGCCUGUGCGGUGGCGGCUGUGAUGGUGGGAAAGAGGGUUCGGAGCGGGAACAAGUGGAGGCGAGUGGUGGGAUUGUUGAGGGAGUUGGAGGAGGCAUGUGAGACCACAGUCGGGAGGCUGAGGCAAGUUGUAGAUGCCAUGGCUGUGGAGAUGCACGCUGGUUUAGCUUCGGAGGGAGGCUCCAAGCUCAAAAUGUUGCUCACUUUUGUCGAUAAUCUCCCUACUGGAUGUGAGAAGGGAACGUAUUAUGCUCUAGACCUUGGAGGUACCAAUUUUAGGGUCUUGCGAGUUCAGUUAGGAGGUGAAAACUCAUCUAUUGUUGAUCAAGAUGUGCAGCGACAACGCAUUCCCCAACAUCUGAUGACUGGCACAAGUGAGGAUCUUUUUGAUUUUAUAGCUUUAUCAUUACUGCAAUUCAUUGAAAGGAAAGAAAAUGGUUCUGAACAGUCUAAACAAAUGAGAGAGCUUGGAUUUACAUUCUCAUUUCCCAUGAAACAAACAUCUGUUUCAUCAGGGAUUCUAAUCAAAUGGACAAAAGGGUUUGCAAUUGAAAACAUGGUUGGACAAGAGGUAGCUGGUUGUUUACAACAAGCAUUGGCCAGGAGAGGUUUAAAUAUGCGGGUCACUGCACUGGUGAAUGAUACUGUUGGAACAUUAGCUCUUGGACAUUAUUAUGAUGCAGACACUGUUGCUGCAGUGAUUAUCGGAACAGGUACUAAUGCCUGUUAUUUGGAGCGUAUAGAUGCUAUAAUAAAGUGUCAGGGACAUCUUACAACUUCCGGAGGCAUGGUUGUGAACAUGGAAUGGGGAAAUUUUUGGUCAUCUCAUUUGCCAAGAACUUCUUAUGAUAUUGAAUUGGAUGCUGGGAGUCCAAAUCCAAAUGAUCAGGGGUUCGAGAAAAUGAUAUCAGGCAUGUAUCUGGGUGACUUUGUUAGAAGAGUAAUCCUAAAGAUGUCACAGGAGACGGAUGUUUUUGGGCCCAUUUCUUCUAAAUUAUUGGAGCCCUUUACCUUAAGCACACCAUCAGUGGCUGCAAUGCAUGAGGAUGACUCUCCUGAAUUGACAGAAGUAGAAAGAAUAUUGAAGCAUGAUCUUGAGAUUCAAGAUGUUUCCCUGAAGGUACGCAAGCUUGUUCUGAAAAUAUGCGAUGUGGUAACACGUAGAGCAGCUAGAUUGGCAGCUGCUGGUAUUGUUGGGAUCUUGAAAAAGAUUGGCCGGGAUGGUAGUGGUGGCAUAGCUGGUGGAAGAAGAAGCGAUAUUAAUAUCAGGAGAACAGUCGUGGCAAUUGAGGGGAGUUUGUAUGCAGAAUAUGCAAUGUUUAGAGAGUAUUUGCAUGAAGCAUUGAAUGAAAUAUUAGGAGAAGACAUUGCUCAACACGUUGUUCUUAGACUCACAGAAGACGGACCAGGGAUCGGAGCAGCUCUCCUAGCUGCCUCACAGUCAACCCUAAGGGUGGAUAGCGUACAGCAGUCCUAAUCAUAUAUUUAUAUAUAUAUAUAUAUAUAUACACAUAGCCCCUGUAAAUUUUGAAUUCUCUUCAAUAUCUUUUAUAUAUACAUAAGAAAAAGGGUUUGUUCUUUACAUCUUUUCAAAGUUGUCCUCAAGUGUAUGGUCUCAUUUUUUCUCCCCCUCCAAAGAUCAUUGUAAAUUGAUGCUGGCAAUGUGAACAUGC
Molecule: messenger RNA, 2205 nt
Organism: Rubroshorea leprosula
Lineage: Eukaryota; Viridiplantae; Streptophyta; Magnoliopsida; Malvales; Dipterocarpaceae
Source: the annotation of a GenBank genome assembly